AUGGCUGAGCAUUACAUCCACACCACUAGCCACAAUACCCGCAAUGUCAAUCGUGUGCCAGCCCCCCUUCAUGCCCAUAGGACUCCAGGUGAUCGCCUGGCUGCUGCAGCAACGUCGCGUCCCAAAAAGAAGAGGAAGACCGUCGAAUACGAUCCUGACUUCGGCGGCGACGGCAGCGAUGUUUGGAAACUGGCUGCAGGUCGCUCAGUGAAGGCAGAAGUCCGCAGCGCACCUGCUGGACCUCGAAAUUUGCAAGGACCCGAGGUGGUGUCCCAUUCCACCUUGGCCUCCAGUUCCAGCGCGGCUACUGUGCCUGGUUCUGCUGGCGCAGAUGAUUUCACAGGCGUGCUUAACGGCCUGAGCCGCGAUACUAUGGUGAACGAGCACGGCUUUCCUCUCAACACAUCCGAUGUAGAGCGAAUCGCGAGGGAGCAGGAGGCAGAGCCGGUUACUCAGGGCAAGACAUACGUUGACUACAUGCGACAUUUUGAGAAUGAAAAGCUCUCCAGAGCUUACUCGCAUCUUAUUAUAGCUUUUCGACACGCACCGCCUCCAGACCUACGAUGCAGUAGCUGUGGUGUUAUGGGGGUUGGAAGAUGGAGAUGCUCCCAUUGCGCAACGUCUAGAGACUUCUGCACACCCUGUCUGCGCGCUCAUCACUGGAGGAAUCCGUAUCAUCUCGUCGGCUGGUGGACAGGCCAACACUACCGGAAGGCUUGGCUAAGAGAUGCUGGCAUUGCCCUUCACCUCUGUCCCAAUGGUGCUUUCGGCCAAGGCAGCGUUCGCGUCUGUCCUUGCAACCCUGGCAACAAUGUAGAUCUCGCCCUCCUCGACUCACGGCAGCCCCCGGCAUAUAGCAGCUCUUCUUCCGCCCACACCACGGAAGCCCCCAAACGGCGCCCAGAUACCGACGGCGAUCCCACGAGUGCCCCUAAUCCGGACGACGACGUGACGCGCCUUCGAAAUCCGCUGACUCUAGACGAGGGGGAGCUUGAGACGCUCAAAAUGCCGGCCCGGGCAUCUAUGGCCGACGACUUCCAACCGUUGGGGCCAGUAGACGACGAAGACAUCCGUCAAGACGCCGAGGUUCCGACGCGUGUCAGCCUGGACGCCGACGACGCAGGCAUGGUGCGACAGGCAGGCAAAUCGGCAAUACCCACGAAGGAUAUGUAUGGGUUCAGGACCAUCAUCGUCGUCCACUCCGAUAGCAUUCACGGCCUAGGCAUCGCCUUCUGCAAGUGCCCAGGUGCCCCUUCGCACGACCGGCAGCUGCUCGAGUACGGCGGUCUUUUCCCGGCAUCACCAGACGACCCUGCAACCGCCUUCACUCUUCAAGGUCUCGAGUACCGUUCGGUUGACGACGUGGUUUGCAAAACUUCGGCGUUGUCCUACAUGCGAAAACUGCGAAGAUGUACGGAACCCCAAGAACCCCGAUUGGCACCGAAUCGCUAUCAUGAGUUAAAUCUCGUCUCGCGGCAGUACACUGCCGUUCAGAAUCUCAUCGAUUUCGGAUUUGCUACUCAGCCAUUAGAGUCAUGGAAAGAUCCCCCAGCAGGCAGUCUCGUCAGGAAAUGCGUGGUCUGCCCCCGCAAGAGUCGAGAUUUCAGCAACAUACCGAGAAAAUGGGAAGAGAAUCCGGACGAAUGGCGCUUGUUCGUGUCGCUUUGCUAUGAUGGCAACUUCAGCGGCGACCACACCAUCUCAAAACGCCCAGGCAAUAAUGUUCCUUUCUAUCCUGGCACCGGCUUCUUCAAUCAUCCGGACGUGGUAGCAGAACACAUGAAGCACGCAGUUGACGAUAGGGCUCUGAAAAGACUCUUGCCUGGCCUUGACAAGGACGAGCGACCAUGCCAUGAUCAUAAGGCAGCAGCUACCGUCGGCAAAUCUAGGAGCAGAGUUGUAGACAUCAAGGGCAUUGGCUCUUGGGCUUGUUCCAGGCACGGAUGCUUGUGUGCUAAUGGCACCAACAACUUCGAUCUCGGCGAAGCAUCUCAUCCUGUCGAUUUCAGUCUGUCCAGGGCCUUCGAACACACGAUUACAGAGCCGAUUCGUCGCGCCCAAUUACUGUACGAUAUAUGGUGCAGGUACGGUGUGCACCUGCGCAAGCGAUUCCAGCACAGCGGACUCGACUGGCCAGAAUUUCGGGAAUUGUUACAGGGUGUGGGCGUCUGGCACAUAUAUGGGCACGUCUUUGAAUGCUACCGGCGGUUUGCUCCGGUCUAUUCUCCGCGGUCCGGCAUCGUAGAUGGCGAGAUUUUGGAAACUCUUUGGGCUUUACUAAAUUCUAUCUUGCAGUCGUGUAGAGGCAUGUCUCUGGCGGCGCGUGAGGAGAAGAUCAAUAUGCAUAUGAACGACGUUAACCAGGGCAAAAUAAUCCGGAUGGAAACCCUGGUGCGAAAGCACCGGAAGUUCAGCUAUGAAUUGCAAGAACGCGAGCAACAUUGCCGCCGGCUCGCGAUGUCCUGCGACGAUGACGACAUGAGCCGAUGGGAGAACGACCGCAUAAGGCUUGAGAGCAAGCGUGCUCGAGAUCCAUAUUAUGCAGAUCAGUUCUGGGCAGGUGCCAUUGAACAAGGUCCCGAGCCAAAGGACGUUGAGGUUCGGCUAUUGGAGGAGGAGAACCGUGCAAGGCCGGACACUGCAGUGGUUAGGGCGUUGAUUACCAGCCUGGAUCUGGAAGAGGAAGGGUUAAAGAUGCAGGCUCGAGGCGAGGGAUGGGGCUCGUCUGCUACAGAUAGACGGACGGCCGCUAUCGCGCGCUCGCGAUUCCAUAACCGCCGGCUCAAAGCGAACCGGGAGAUGGGAUCUAUAAUGGGUGAAAUUGCGGCAGACGAUCUGCCACCUUUGAAGCUGUCUAGGCUCUUGCCAGAGGACGAAUGGGAUAUUGAAACCCUGCAGGAGCAUGGCUACAAUCUCCGUCCUCUGGCGGAGUUCCAGCCGGUAGACUUGCCGUCGUCUAGACAGGGAGACGCAACGCGAAAAGAUGGGACCGCCUCGAUUGAGAGACGCGCUUUGGUCACGGAACUCGAACUACGCAUCGCCAGGCUGGAUUGGCGGAUCCAGAAAGUGAUGGAGGGCGUGGUAGAUCAAGCGCAAUCGUACCGCCUGCAGCUGCGACAGAACAAGAGUAAGGGUAAGAAUUCGAACAACUACGUAGCGCGCAGCCGAGCUUGGCUGCACACUCGCGAGCAGAAUAAGGACGUGAGGGUGCACGCAUGCAUCUACAACCAAGGGGCGAUGCGCCUUACCCGCCUCCUUCAGGACCACGGUGUUGGAGAGGAGCGACGUAAGGCCGAUCUAUUGGCGAAGUAUCGACCCAUCGGCCCCGACGACAUCAAGUGCACGACUGCGACAUACGAUAUGUACAACAAUACACGAACUCAGGGAAAGUUCCAGCUGCCGUGGUUUUGGAGUACGCAUCGGGGCGCCGCCUUGGGCGUCGAUGCAGCACCUCAACCCCUGGAUGACGAGACUUAUAUCGGAGAUUUCUUUCGAACAAAAUGGAUCAACGCCAGAUGUGCGUACGUCCGCUGUGAAGAGGAAGUUUACAUGUUGGAGGGAGAAAUGCAGACAUGCUUCCUCGGUUACUCGUCUCUCGCGGAGUUUUGGCAGAGACGAUAUGAAGGUAUACCAGCCGCAGCCGAGGAGGGGGACGACUACUUUGCCGGGCAUCGUGCCCAUGCACUGGAGAUGCGGCACCUUUGGUUGGACCUGGCGGCGAAAGCCAAAGCGUCUUUCAACGCCGAGGUAAAGGAUAUCAUUUCGCCGGAACUUUACGAACCGUCUCAGUAG
This is a messenger RNA of Peniophora sp. CBMAI 1063, 3792 nucleotides long. NCBI's taxonomy places the organism in Eukaryota, Fungi, Basidiomycota, Agaricomycetes, Russulales, Peniophoraceae. The record is from the annotation of a GenBank genome assembly.